GGUGGCGUAGGGGGACACUAUGGAGACCCUCGACAACACUGAAUGGGAUGUAGUCAUCUCCGGCACAGGCUUGCCGCAGUCUCUACUCGCCCUCGCGCUAUCACGUUCCGGCAAGAAAGUACUCCACAUUGACCACAAUGACUAUUAUGGUGGGGACGAGGCGGCGUUCUCGUUGACCGAAGCGGAAGGAUGGGCGCGAAAACACAGUAACAGCACAUCUGAGCAAUCCGUCUUCAGUAAGGCUGCCGUCAGGACCUUGGAAGUCAACGAUGCGGUGAAGUCCAAGCUGGGAACCCCACGAGCAUACUCUUUCGCGCUUGCGCCUCAGCUCAUUUACACUCGAUCGAACCUGCUGCAGGCUCUGGUCUCCUCCCGUACCCACAGCCAGCUCGACUUCCAAGCCGUCGGCUCAUGGUUCGCCGUCGUCAACGAUCAGAACGACCCAGAUGCUGCCCCACGCCUUAUACGCGUCCCGAGCGGAAGAGAAGACGUCUUCCGGGACGCCACGCUCGACCUUCGCGCCAAGCGUUCGUUGAUGCGCUUCAUCCGCUUCGUCGGCAGCUACGAUGAGGAUGGCGAGCGCGAGAAGUGGGUCCAGUUCAGAGAGCAGCCUGUCCAUUCAUGCCUAAGGGACCAAUUCAGCCUGCCAGACGCUGCGAUAGAAGCUUUACUAGCCCUAGCUUUACCGCCGUAUGCGAAUAUCGAACCGACUAUGGCGACUGUCGUACCGCGCGUCAGACAGCAUUUACAGAGCAUCGGCGUGUUUGGUGCAGGCUUUGCAGCAGUCUUGCCGAAGUGGGGCGGCCUGGCGGAGAUAGCACAGGUUGCUUGCCGUGCGUGCGCUGUAGGCGGCGGGGUGUAUGUGCUUGGUAAAGGCAUUACAAAUGCUACCAAGUCUGAAGUUGGAGUGACUUUGGAGCUCAGUCCUGGUGAGAAGAUCAAGACCCAGUGGUUGGUCGGCUGCUCCAAAGACCUCCCAACAUCAGGGUCUUACACGUCCGACCUGAAGGACAAUAGUGGUGCCAUCGCGAAAAGAGUGGCAGUAAUUUCAUCACCACUAACGUCGCUCUUUCCGCCAACAUCCGAGGGCGGUCCACUACCUGCGGGCGCGGUGGUUGUCGCAAAAAGCGCAACUUCACCUCGCGCUACCGUGCAGAUUCUGGCCCAUUCAAGCGAGUCCGGAGAGUGUCCUACAGGUCAAUGUGUUCUCUACGCUACAUCCACUGGCUCCGACGGAUUGGAUGUCAUUGACGAAGCGAUAAGCUCACUGCUUCGGAGUAUUGGUGAAGAGCCAGUCCCGGAUAUCCUCUGGCGGAUGGAUUAUGUGCAAACUUCGCAUGACCAGAGUGACAAUGGUCUCUCGGUCGAUGGACCGAUAGUCACUUUGCCGUCCUUGUCGAUUGACGCAGUAUAUGAGGACAAGUUACUGAACAGCACUAAGGAAGUGUGGCAGAUGAUCACUGGAGGGAGCGAGGGAGCCUUUAUGAAAUUUGAGCCGCGGGAAGGCAUUGAUGAAGAUGAAGCAGAUGAUGGGUAGUGGCGGG
Molecule: messenger RNA, 1544 nt
Organism: Baudoinia panamericana UAMH 10762
Lineage: Eukaryota; Fungi; Ascomycota; Dothideomycetes; Mycosphaerellales; Teratosphaeriaceae
Exons: 3
Coding region: 20-1537 (505 amino acids)
Biological process (GO): protein geranylgeranylation; vesicle-mediated transport; small GTPase-mediated signal transduction
Cellular component (GO): Rab-protein geranylgeranyltransferase complex; cytoplasm; nucleus
Molecular function (GO): GDP-dissociation inhibitor activity
Source: RefSeq, a predicted model, not a curated record